AACCCUCGCUAUAUAUACUCGCUGUCUAAGCCUCUGCAAACCCUCUCUCGCUCCUUCACCGCUUUAUUCCUCUUGCUAUCUGCAAUCUAUUCCUUGUUUGGAUCGAUCCGAGGGCAAGUUCGCAAUCAUGUUGGUGUAUCAGGACUUGCUUACUGGUGACGAGCUUCUCUCGGAUUCGUUUCCAUACAAGGAAAUCCACAACGGCGUGCUCUGGGAAGUCGAGGGAAAGUGGGUUGUUCAAGGAGCUAUUGAUGUGGAUAUCGGUGCAAACCCUUCUGCUGAAGGUGGCGAAGACGAUGAGGGUGUUGAUGACAAAUCUGUGAAGGUGGUUGACAUUGUUGACACAUUCAGACUCCAGGAACAACCUGCUUUUGAUAAGAAGCAGUUUGUUGCAUUUAUCAAGAAGUAUAUCAAGUCGUUGACACCAAAGCUGGAAGCAGAGAAGCAAGAGGAAUUCAAAAAGAACAUUGAGGGAGCAACUAAGUACCUGCUCUCGAAGCUCAGUGACCUCCAAUUUUUUGUGGGGGAGGGCAUGCACGAUGACAGCACCUUGGUUUUUGCUUACUACAAAGACGGUGCCACUGACCCGACAUUUUUGUAUUUCGGACAUGGCUUAAAGGAGGUCAAGUGUUAAGAAAGAGAAAAUGGUGACACUGAGCUUCAGAUUGGUGCUUGCUUCAGUUUUAGUUAUUGCAUUUUUUUCUUGCCUUGGUAGUGUGGAACUUAAAAGGUUAUGCCAUAUUGUUUGAUACUUUUUCUGGAUCAUGCGUUUGUCUUAACUUAAUUGUGGUUUUGUUCAAGUCUGACUAAUGAACUGUACGUCGCCUGUGAGUCUUGUUAUAAAUUUAUAGCAUAUCUAGUAUAAGUUGGCAUC
This is a messenger RNA of Cornus florida, 874 nucleotides long. RefSeq names its product translationally-controlled tumor protein homolog. Lineage: Eukaryota; Viridiplantae; Streptophyta; Magnoliopsida; Cornales; Cornaceae. The coding region runs from base 128 to 634 and encodes 168 amino acids. The record is from RefSeq and is a predicted model, not a curated record. Gene Ontology annotation, cellular component: cytoplasm. The transcript is spliced from 5 exons. Gene Ontology annotation, molecular function: calcium ion binding.